This is a messenger RNA of Lactuca virosa, 5262 nucleotides long. The record is from the annotation of a GenBank genome assembly. NCBI's taxonomy places the organism in Eukaryota, Viridiplantae, Streptophyta, Magnoliopsida, Asterales, Asteraceae.
AUGGCUGGAGGUGCUGCGGGAGGUUUUCUUACUCGGGCAUUUGAAUCAAUGCUCAAAGAAUGUUCGGGGAAAAAGUAUAAUUCUAUUCAGACUGCAAUCCGUUCUUAUCUAGAUACUUCAAAAGCAACCAAUCAAGAGGCAACAUCAAGUAAUAGCAACAAAUCACCUUCAACUAAUGAUAAGAGUGAUGAUGGGACUCCAAGAAGUGAAGUGGAGUCAGAAACAAAUGAUUCAAGUGGAGGCAUCACAAAGACUUUGGCAAAUGCUGGAUGUGCUUUGGAAGGAGCUCAAUUGGAACUUGUUCUUAAUCCACUUCGACUUGCAUUUGAAACCAAGAAUCCAAAACUUAUUGAACUUGCAUUGGAUUGUAUUCAUAAACUCAUUGCUUAUGAUCAUCUAGAAGGUGAUGCUGGUUUAGAAGAUGGAAAAAAUAUUCCAUUGUUUACAGACAUAUUGAACAUGGUGUGUAGUUGUGUUGAUAAUAACUCACCUGAUAGUACAAUUCUUCAAGUCUUGAAAGUGCUACUUACUGCAGUAUCUUCUGCCAAGUUCAGAGUUCAUGGGGAACCAUUGAUGGGAGUAAUUAGAGUGUGCUAUAAUAUUGCUCUUAACAGUAAAAGUCCUGUCAACCAAGCUACAUCCAAGGCUAUGUUAACUCAAAUGAUCAGCAUAGUAUUCAGGCGAAUGGACAACGAUUCAGUGUCUUCAGAUGAUUCACCUAUAAACAAAAAAAGUGAUGCAUUCAUGAGAGUUCAAGAAAGUUUAUCAGUUGAUGAUGAUAGCCAAAUGUUGACUCCAACUGCCAACAGCAAUUCUAUUGCACCCCUUGAAGAGCUUCAGAAUCUUGCUGGUGGAAAUGACAUAAAGGGAUUGGAGGCAGCUCUUGACAAGGCUGUGCAACUUGAAGAUGAUGGAAAGACUAGUGGGGUUGAUUCUGAGAGCAUGAGCAUUGCAGAACGUGAUGCAUUACUUGUUUUUCGCACCCUUUGCAAGAUGAGUAUGAAAGAAGAUAAUGAUGCAUUCACCACAAAGACACGAAUUCUAUCUCUUGAACUUCUACAGGGCUUGUUAGAGGGUGUUAGUUACUCAUUUACUAAGAACUUCACUUUCAUUGACUCGGUCAAAGCUUACUUAUCAUAUGCUUUAUUGAGGGCAUCUUAUGCAGCUGGGAUCUUUUCAGUGCUUUUGUUGAGAUUUAGGGAAGGACUUAAGAUUGAAAUUGGCAUCUUCUUCCCUCUUACUGUUUUGAGACCUUUGGAUAGCUCAGAAUGUCCUUUGAAUCUCAAAUUAAUGGUGAUUCGGAUGCUAGAGAAGAUUUGCAAGGAUCCUCAGUUGCUUAUUGAUUUAUAUGUGAACUAUGAUUGUGAUUUUGAGGCUCCUAAUUCAUUUGAAAGAAUGGUUACAACUCUUUCCAAAAUAGCUCAAGGGACACAAGAUUUGGAUCCUAACAAUGUUAACUCUAUCCAAACUGGAACACUUAAAGGAUCCUCACUUCAGUGCCUUGUGAAUGUGUUGAAAUCACUUGUUGAAUGGGAGAGUUUACGAAGAGAAUCAAAGCAGAAUAAAGACAAAGAUAGACAAUCUGUUCAUGGAGAUGUGACACCUCGUGAUUCAAAAGCAAAAGAUAGCAAUGGAUUAACAAGUAAUUUUGAGAAAGUUAAGGCUCAAAAAUCCACCAUGGAAGCAGCCAUCUCUGAGUUCAACAGACACCCUGCAAGGGGAAUUGGAUUUCUCACAGCAAAUAGGUUAGUGGACAAUACACCUGUUGCAGUUGCACUUUUUCUCAGAAACACAUCCAGUUUGGAUAAGGCUAUGAUUGGUGAUUACUUGGGUCAACAUGAAGACUUUCCUCUUGCUGUAAUGCAUGCUUAUGUUGACUCCAUGAAUUUUUCUGGAAUGAAAUUUCAUACAGCUAUUCGUGAGUUUCUUAAAGGGUUUAGACUUCCUGGAGAAGCACAAAAGAUUGAUCGAAUAAUGGAAAAAUAUGCAGAAAGAUAUUGUGCAGAUAAUCCAGGUCUUUUCAAGUCUGCAGAUACUGCAUAUGUUCUUGCAUAUGCAGUCAUAAUGUUAAACACAGAUGCUCAUAAUCCAAUGGUGUGGCCUAAAAUGUCAAAAUCUGAUUUUGUGCGCAUGAAUGCCACAAAUGACCCUGAAGAAUGUGCUCCAACAUAUCUUCUUGAAGAAAUAUACGAUUCCAUAGUUAAAGAAGAGAUCAAAAUGAAAGACGAAAAUGUUACAAUUGGAAAAAGCAAUAAACAAAAGACAGAAACAGAAGAAAAAGGCGGGGGCAUUGUUGGUAUUUUGAAUUUAGCUCUUCCAAAACUGAGGAAUUUAUCUGAUAAAAGUGAGAGUGAAGGUAUUAUUAGAAAAACACAGGAGAUAUAUAGGAUUCAAGGAGCAAAAAGAGGUGUUUUUUAUACUUCACAAAGGAUUGAGCUUAUAAAGCCUAUGGUUGAAGCUGUAGGGUGGCCUUUACUUGCUACAUUUUCUGUUACAAUGGAGGAAAAGGAAGUUAAGGCACGUGUUGCUCUUUGUAUGGAAGGUUUUAAAGCUGGAAUUUAUAUUACACAUGUGCUUAGAAUGGAUACCAUGCGAUAUGCCUUUUUGACUUCAUUAGUCAGAUUCACUUUCUUACAUGCACCAAGAGAUAUGCUGAGUAAAAACGUUGAAGCAUUAAGAACUCUUUUAGAUUUAUGUGAUUCAGAGCCUGAUACACUUCAAGAUACAUGGAAUGCAGUUCUUGAAUGCAUAUCAAGGCUAGAAUAUACCACAUCUAACCCUGUUAUGACUGCUACUGUUAUGCAUGGAUCUAACCAAAUAUCCAGGGACACAAUUGUCCAUUCACUUAAAGACUUGGCUGGGAAACCAGCUGAGCAAGUUUUUUUAAACAGUGUUCAACUCCCUAGUGAAUCUGUGGUGGAAUUUUUUUCUGCUUUAUGUAACAUUUCAGCUGAAGAAUUGAAGCAGACUCCACCUCGUAUUUAUAGCUUGCAGAAACUUGUGGAGAUUAGUUACUACAAUAUGGCUCGUAUUCGCAUGGUAUGGGCUAGAAUAUGGUAUAUCCUUUCUAACCAUUUUAUUGCUGCUGGAAGUCAUCAUGAUGAGAAAAUUGCAAUGUAUGCCAUUGAUUCUUUAAGACAACUUGGGAUAAAAUAUUUGGAACGUGAAGAACUUGCUAAUUUCACAUUCCAAAAUGAUAUCUUGAAACCUUUUGUUAUUUUAAUGCGAAUCACUCGAGCUGAAUCAAUCAGGAGAUUGAUUGUCGAUUGCAUUGUUCAGAUGACAAAAUUAAAAGUUGGAAGCAUUAAAUCUGGCUGGAGAAGUGUGUUUAUGGUUUUUACAGCUGCUGCUAGUGAUGAGCUGGAAUCAAUUGUUGAAAGUGCUUUUGAGAAUGUAGAACAAGUUAUAUUGGAGCACUUUGAUCAAGUUGUUGGUGAUUGUUUUAUGGAUUGUGUCAAUUGCUUAAUUAGUUUUGCAAAUAGUAAAAGUUCUCAUCGAAUCAGUUUGAAAGCAAUUGCACUUCUUCGUAUAUGUGAGGAUCGACUUGCAGAGGGACUCAUACCAGGUGGAAAGUUAAAACCAAUUCAUACAAAUAUGGAUACAAAUUAUGAUAUCACUGAGCAUUAUUGGUUCCCAAUGUUGGCUGGUUUAUCUGACCUAACAUCUGACCCUAGACAUGAGGUCAGCAAAUGUGCACUUGAGGUUUUGUUUGAUUUGUUGAAUGAAAGAGGAAGCCAUUUUACUCCAACAUUUUGGGAAAGUAUUUUCCACCGAGUUCUUUUUCCUAUUUUUGAUCAUGUGAGACAUGCUGGAAAAGAAUCUCCAGGCUUUAAGAAAGAUGGGUGGCUUCGUGAAACUAGUGUUCAUUCUCUUCAGUUGUUGUGUAACCUUUUCAACACAUUUUAUAAGGAGGUGUGUUUCAUGCUAUCUCCACUGCUAAAUCUACUAGUAGAUUGUGCGAAAAAGACGGAUCAAUCCGUGGUUUCAAUAUCACUUGGAGCACUUGUUCAUCUUAUAGAAGUUGGAGGACACCAAUUCAUUGGUGCUGAUUGGGAUACCUUGUUGAAGAGCAUAAGGGAUGCUUCUUACACCACUCAACCCCUUGAGCUUCUCAAUGCUUUGAGCCUUGAAAGUACAAAGAGUCAUUCGAUUGUGGAUGGAGGUUUGAAAGUUCAAUCAGAAAGUAGUAGUAGUCCUUCUCUUAUGUCUCCUUCUACUAGUGAUAAAAAUUUAUUAAUGGUGGGAAAAGAUCAUCAAGAUGACAGACCAUCAACAGAUCCACAAGAAUCAGAAGGUCAAAGUCAAACUCCUUCAUCCAAAAAUGUUGAGAAAUCUCCUCAAAGAGCAAGUUUACAAAGGACUCGAACAGUAGGUCAAAGAUUAAUGGGAAACAUGAAGGAUAGUCUUCUUGUUAGAAGUUUCACUUCUAAACCUAAAAACCAGAUUUUGGAUGCCCUAAUUCCACCUUCCCCAUCUAAGGCUCAUGAAGAGGAGAAUGAAUUUGAUGAAGAAAGUCCAUUUAUGGGAACAAUAAGAAGCAAAUGCAUAACUCAAUUGCUACUAUUAGGAGCCCUUGAUAUCAUUCAGAAAAAAUACUGGAGCAAAUUGAAGGGUGAUCAAAAGAUUACAAUUCUUGAAAUUUUAUUCUCCAUGUUAGACUUUGCAGCAUCCUAUAAUUCCUACAAUAACCUCAGGUUACGAAUGCAACAUGUUCCUCCCGAAAGAGUGAUCAAAGAUUGGUAUAGUGAUGGGAGGAGGGAUUCAGAUGCUAUUCAGAAGACAAUCGACUUAAUCAUUCUGACUCAAACUAGUUUAUCUUCAUUCAGGCCUCCAUUAAACCUCCUUCGCCAAGAAUUAACAGGAACUUCCAUUUACUUAGAUGCGCUACAAAAGACAGCUUCUGUAACAUCACCACAUCAUGAUCAUCAUCAUGAUGAUCAUGAUCAUGAUGAUGAUAGGGUUAAAGUCGAUGCAGAAGAAAAGCUCGCGUCGUUUUGUGGACAAGUGCUGAAAGAAGCUUCUGAUUUUCAAUCGAGUAUUGGAGAUGCUAAUAAUAUGGAGAUUCAUCAAGUUCUUGAACUUCGUUCGCCUAUUGUUGUUAAGGUGCUUAAGGGUAUGUGCUCAAUGGACAACAAGAUAUUCAGGAGACACCUUGAAAGCUUCUACCCUUUGAUCACUAAGCUCGUAUGCUGUGACCAGAUGGAUGUUCGUUGCGCUUUAGCUGAUCUUUUCAGUAUGCAAUUACAUGGAUUGAUCCAGUAA